AUGAGUUAUCAGCCGCCUCCACCACCAGGAAUGCCGAUGCAGCAACAGAAUGCCUGGGCACCGCCGCCACAAAUGGAGCGACCGAGCAAUUGUCCACCGGGAUUGGAAUACUUGCUCCAUGUUGAUCAGCUGUUGGUAAAACAACAAGUCGAACUCUUCGAAGCUUUCACUGGAUUCGAAACAUCUAACAAGUACAAGAUUCUAAACAGCAUGGGACAGCAAGUCUUCUUCGCUGGCGAAAAGAGUGACUGCUGCACUCGCCAAUGCUGUGGUCCACUUAGAAGCUUUGAAAUGGCGAUAACAGACAACAUGGGCCAAGAAGUGGCCCGAUUCGAACGACCCUUCAAUUGUACUUGCCGAUGCUGUCUUUGCUACCUUCCGUGCCAGCUCCAAGAGAUGGACAUCACGGCUAGUGGACAAUUAGUUGGAAAGAUCAAGCAACGUGCAGACUGCACCGAGCCGGUCUUUUCAAUUUGCGACGCGUCUGGAGAAGAAAUUCUCAAAGUAAAAGGACCCGUGUGCGUGAUCUCUUGCUGCGGAGACAUUGAUUUCGAGGUCCUGACAAAAGAUGGUCAGCAAAUUGGCAAAGUAACGAAGCAAUGGAGCGGUCUCGUCCGCGAAGCCUACACAGACGCUGAUAACUUCGGUGUUAGCUUCCCAUUAGAUCUCGAUGUCAGGGUCAAGCUCACUUUGAUGGCCAUGGUUUUCUUAAUCGAUUUCAUGUUCUUUGAAGAGAACCAGCAGAACAACGAUUAA
This is a messenger RNA of Oikopleura dioica, 756 nucleotides long. NCBI's taxonomy places the organism in Eukaryota, Metazoa, Chordata, Appendicularia, Copelata, Oikopleuridae. The record is from the annotation of a GenBank genome assembly.